GAUUCAUCUGAUGUGAAAUGUAACAUCGCAACAAAGUCGGCGAUUUCCGGUCGCUCUGUGUUUACCAGACGAUCUCACAGUGUGCAUUGACUGAAAGAACACUCCAACCUCUCGCUGGGGAGCUUCAGAUGAGUCAGUCUGCAUUUCCGAGAGCUGGCCGUGUUACAGAAUUGGAAAUACCAUGGAGGCAUUCACCAAUUGUCAUAUUGGAAUUUGGGGAUUUUUGGGGAUUAUCACUUUAGCUCUGAUAACUUCUGUGGUGGUGAAUGUUAUCUACUGCACAGCCAACCGACAUAGAGCUCCCAGAUCAGUACACCGAAGUGUCAAACAAUUGCAGAGUUCUGUGACUCAGGAAGUUGAUGAUAAUCCAAUUUAUGGCAAUCUCAACCAGGAUUACACAGUUGAAGGUGAGGGCUGUUAUGAAGCCAUGACACCAACUAGUGGAUCUGGAGAUGAAACCAAGGUGGUGGUUGAAAAUCAAAUGUGCUAUGCAUCUCUAGACCUUCCAGUGGAACGGAAAAAACGACACAGAAAGAUGGAAAAACAAAAGAUGAAUAAUAACAUAGUGGAGGAUGAUAAUGUGCCGCUUAAUUCACUUGCAUUGACCUCAAGACCCAGCAUUUAUCUGAACAGUGAUCAGAUUUCUUUUAACGAAAGUAGAAGAGAAGAAACUAUACAUGAUGAUCCAAUUACUUUUUAUGGCAGAGUAAAGACACUGCAAAGCAAUCUGUCAUUAAAUGAUGCAGUUACAGCAUUUGAUAAUAUAAGAUGACCUUUAGUUGGUGCUUGUAUCAACACUAGUAAGACUAAUCAUGAAGUAAUAGGAAGUUCAGAGAAAUAUGUAAAAGGGACAAGUUUAUUGUGAAAAAAAUUCGCAUUGAAAUGUGUUGUCAUCAUUUACAUGGAAAUAUCAGGAAGAACAAACAACAUUUAGUUUCAAAUUUACAUUACAAUUCCAAAAAAAUUCCAUCUAAGAAACUUCAUUCUGGAAUUCAUAAGCAACAAAUAGCACUGAAAAAUAAACAUCCCAAUCAACAAUAGUAGGAACUGCUGAUGCUGGAGAAUCUGAGAUAACACGGUGUGAAGCUGGAUGAACACAGCAAGCCAAGCAGCAUCAGAGG
Messenger RNA from Stegostoma tigrinum, 1121 nucleotides. Its product is annotated as T-cell receptor-associated transmembrane adapter 1-like. The transcript has 6 exons. Gene Ontology annotation, biological process: positive regulation of T cell receptor signaling pathway; negative regulation of receptor recycling. Lineage: Eukaryota; Metazoa; Chordata; Chondrichthyes; Orectolobiformes; Stegostomatidae. Gene Ontology annotation, cellular component: T cell receptor complex. The record is from RefSeq and is a predicted model, not a curated record. Bases 182 to 772 code for a protein of 196 amino acids.